Messenger RNA from Kazachstania africana CBS 2517, 1278 nucleotides. RefSeq names its product protein farnesyltransferase (gene RAM1). Lineage: Eukaryota; Fungi; Ascomycota; Saccharomycetes; Saccharomycetales; Saccharomycetaceae. The transcript has a single exon. Gene Ontology annotation, cellular component: protein farnesyltransferase complex. Gene Ontology annotation, molecular function: protein farnesyltransferase activity. Gene Ontology annotation, biological process: protein farnesylation. The coding region runs from base 1 to 1278 and encodes 425 amino acids. The record is from RefSeq and is a predicted model, not a curated record.
AUGGAUAAAUCCACGUCAAGAAUAAAAUUUAUAGAUUCUAAAUUGCUGGGACGCAAGAGACAGCCAACUGAAACUGUAGUCAACUCUGAAGAAAACAAAGAAGAAGAGCCUGAAAUUUUAAUAAUGAAGGAGAUCGAAACACAAACAACGCUGGAUAGAGAAGAAACUCUAAGUAAAUGUGUCCCUUUGCUCUCGGUAGACAGGCAGCCUGAACUGAAUAGCCAGUUCCACAGAAUGUUUUUGGAUUACCCUUUCCAAAAUUCAAUGCCUCCACAGAUGGCUGCAAUGGACGCUGGACAACCUUGGAUUGCCUACUGGGUAGCCAAUUCGUUGAAAACAAUGGAUCCAGAUUGGAUAUCUGAUGAAUACAAGGAGCGUAUAGCUGAAAAACUUUCUAUUAUAUCGCCUAAAGGCGGGCCUUUUGGCGGUGGCAUGGACCAAUUGCCUCAUAUUGCAGGUACAUAUGCUGCUAUCAAUUCAAUUGUAUUAUGUGAUAAUAUAAAUGAUUGCUGGGAGAAAAUUAACCGUUCAGCUAUUUACGAAUGGUUAUUGUCCUUAAAGACAGAAAACGGCGGCUUCAGAACAUGUGAUCCUGUGGGAGAAGUCGACACAAGAGGUGUGUACUGUGCUCUAAGCAUAGCAUCACUUUUAAAUAUAGUUACAGAUGAAUUGUGUGAGGGAGUUGUUGAUUUCUUGGUUAAUUGCCAAACUUAUGAAGGUGGCUUUGGUGGUUGCCCGUUUGAAGAUGAAGCUCACGGUGGUUACACAUUUUGUGCCGUGGCAAGUUUGAUGAUCUUGAACUCUUUCGACAAGAUUAGUGUUGAAAAACUGAUGGAAUGGUGCAGUGCUCGUCAGUAUAACGAAGAAAAAGGUUUAUCCGGAAGAAGCAACAAGUUAGUGGAUGGUUGCUAUAGUUUUUGGGUCGGCGCUACAGCAGCAAUGAUCGAGGCAAGUGGCUAUCAGAAUCCAAUAAACAAAGAGGCGCUUCGAGAGUAUAUCCUAUGUUGCUGUCAAACUGAUGAAUUUCCUGGCCUACGUGAUAAACCAGGCAAACGUGCUGAUUUCUAUCAUACAAAUUACGUUCUAUUAGGGUUGGCCAUAUCCGAAUCUGAAUUUCAAUACAGAGAUAAUAAUAAACACAGUGCCUCUAGUAUAUUAUCAAAACCAAUCAGGCUCAGAGACAAUUCAUCUAAUUUGAUCGAAAUAAGCCCCAUCUAUGGAUUACCAGCCAAAGACGUUGAAAAAUUCACAUCUUUCUUUCUAGAAAAGACAAUUUGA